This is a messenger RNA of Cryptococcus wingfieldii CBS 7118, 1548 nucleotides long. RefSeq lists its product as hypothetical. Lineage: Eukaryota; Fungi; Basidiomycota; Tremellomycetes; Tremellales; Cryptococcaceae. The record is from RefSeq and is a predicted model, not a curated record. Bases 1 to 1548 code for a protein of 515 amino acids. Gene Ontology annotation, biological process: transmembrane transport. The transcript is spliced from 5 exons. Gene Ontology annotation, molecular function: transmembrane transporter activity.
AUGUCUGAUAGACGACUAGACGUCGAGGCAAGUCCUCGCCCCUCAAGCACCCAUUCGGAUAGAUCUCCCGUAUCCCAAGAGGACAAGCCUCGCGCCAGAACGCCUCUACCCAAGGUCCAGCUUGCCAUCGCUUGCUUUGUCCGGGUCACGGAGCCUAUAGCGUUCAUGGCGCUGUUCCCUUAUAUCAAUCAGAUGCUGCUAGAGACGGGAGUAGUGGACGACCCGAGAAAGACUGGGUUCUACGCAGGGCUUAUCGAGAGUAUAUUUGCGAUCGCCGAGCUUUGUACAGUGUUUCAAUGGGGGGCAGCUAGUGACAGAUGGGGCAGAAAACCUGUCCUAUUGGUAGGCUGUGUCGGCGCGGCUCUAUCAUCAGUCCUCUUUGGCUUCUCGACCAAUUUCCCCAUGAUGGUCAUCACGAGGGUGAUCAAUGGUCUUGCAAAUGGCAAUGUGGCGGUCCUCAAGAGCGUAAUCGGAGAACUCUGUGACGAUACCAACCAAUCUCUCGCCUUUUCCUUCUUCCCUCUCUCGAUGGCUAUCGGCACUAUCCUGGCUUCCACCAUCGGUGGUUACCUGCCUCACAUCACUGACCAAUAUCCAUACCUCCGUCGAUCUUUCCCCAUCCUGGAGCAAUAUCCUUAUCUAUUCCCCUGUCUUGUUGCAGGCGCGUUCCCUCUCUUGGGCGGACUGGUAGCGUGGAUAUGGAUGGAAGAGACGCUUCCGUCCAAAGAGCCGAACAAGAAGAGUACUCGCUCAAACCAGGAAGUGGCACCUCUUCUCGCCCAGCCACAUGCGACUGUGCACUAUUCCUCCACCGACGUUGGAGAUGUGCGCUUGGAAGGUGCUGCCGACCAUCACAAUACGGACCGUCCUCUAGACACGGAAGAAGAAGACGAGGCCCCCGUCUCUUUCCGAGACCUCCUCACACCCGACAUUAACGCGAUGAUGACUUCUUUCGGCCUGCUGCAGCUGCAGGGAACCUCUUUCCUGGGUUUAAUACCCCUCUUUUGCUUUACGCCCACCUUUUCUGGGGGCCUCUCGUUCCCCUCGAGCAGGAUCGGUCUCGCAAUGUCCAUCAGGGGCGUGAGCACCAUCUUCGUUCAACUCUUUGUCUUCCCAUGGCUGUCGAGCAAGGUCAGGAUUCUCAAGCUGUAUAAAGCACUGGUGAUGCUAUUCAUGCCUGCUUUUUUCAUCCUUCCCAUCUGCAACCUGUUGGCGAGACAUGGACAAGAUGUCGGGGUCUGGAUAGGGUUGUCGGCGAGUAUGAUAUUUUACGCUAUUGGCAAUAUGGCAUUCUCCUGCAACCUCAUCAUGACAAACGAAGCCGCUCCCAACCGCCGCUCUCUCGGCGCCAUCAACGGCUUGUCUCAAGCGGUCUCUUCCCUCAUGCGCGCCGUGGGUCCAGGGACGACCUCGACGCUGUUUGCUCUUUCUGUCGAUAAGAAUGUACUAGGAGGGCAGCUUGUGUGGGUUGUUCUUAGCGGACUGAGUGUUGUUAGUGCCCUUGUGGCGCUGGGAAUGAAGAAUAGUUGGAAGAAGCAGCGAGUGUGA